AUGGUGCUGCCAGAGCAGGUGAAAUUGCUCCGUUGGCUUAUAUCUGUUCUUUUUUCAGGUAAGCGCAAAGGUACCAGGGAGGCUAGACUGCCUACCAAGGUGCUUUGGAUGAGGAGAUUGAGAGUCCUCAGGCGUUUGCUUCGCAAGUAUAGGGAAUCAAAGAAGAUUGACAAACACAUGUAUCAUGACAUGUACAUGAAGGUGAAGGGUAAUGUUUUCAAGAACAAGCGUGUGCUGAUGGAAAAUAUCCACAAGACAAAGGCUGAGAAGGCUAGAGAGAAGACCUUGUCCGACCAAUUUGAGGCUAGGAGGGCAAAGAACAAGGCAAGCAGAGAAAGAAAGUUUGCAAGGAGGGAAGAACGUUUGGCUCAGGGACCAGGAGGAGAGAAGCCAGUACAACAACCUGCAGCACCAGCUGCUGCCGCACCAGCCCAGCAAGCUCAGGGAUCUAAGAAGUCGAAGAAAUGAGCAUGAUGAAUUGUAAGGAGGGUUGGCGCUAUGCCUACUUUUUGUCCUUGUUAGUAUGGCAGUUUAGUAUGUUUGAUCCCUUCCCUUUUUGGCCUUUUAACUUUAAAAGACAAUGUUACUUGUAUGAAUUUGAAAGCUGGUUUAAAUUUUUGAUA
Molecule: messenger RNA, 623 nt
Organism: Solanum stenotomum
Lineage: Eukaryota; Viridiplantae; Streptophyta; Magnoliopsida; Solanales; Solanaceae
Product: 60S ribosomal protein L19-3-like
Exons: 4
Coding region: 1-468 (155 amino acids)
Biological process (GO): translation
Cellular component (GO): cytosolic large ribosomal subunit; ribosome
Molecular function (GO): structural constituent of ribosome; RNA binding
Source: RefSeq, a predicted model, not a curated record